UUACAUCUAUUUAAAAGGGUACUCCACUGCCCCAGUGUUCAGAUCAUUUAGUUCCGCUACGCCACCUCAAUGCAAGUCUCAAUGUAAAAAAUAAAUAAAUACCGUGAAAUACCGUGAUACUUUAGAAAAAUAUUGUGAUACUCAUUUUUGGUCAUAUCGCCCAGCACUAAUAACAGGCUGCCAGGGCAUGCUGGGAGUUGUAGUUUUUCAACAGUUGAGAGCUACUGGUGGAGGAAGUGUCCUAUGACAUAACAGAAAAUAUUAGGGCUCAUAGAGAGUGUACAUAGUGUAGAAGCCCUCUAUGCCGCCCAUGUAUAAUCUCAGAAGCCUCCUGCCCGUGCACCCAUAACACCCAAACACACGCACCCCUCUACCUAAACUACCAUCGUUGCGUUGUGUUCAUUUAUCCAUUCACAGAGUUGAGGGCGGGGCCCGCUGCGUUGUCACGUGACGGCGCGGCUUUAUAUUGAGGGGGCGGAGCAAGUGAGAGGUCUGCAGAGGCGAUGGAUUUCCAAGGCGGGAUGGAGGACCAGGAGCAGCGCGAGGCGCAGAGGGAUUACCUCGACUUCCUGGAUGAUGAUCAAGAUCAAGGCGUUUACCAUGGGAAAGUAAGAGACAUGAUUGCCGCAAAUGAGCACCGUUUAAUUGUCAACCUGAACGAGCUGAGGCGUAAAAAUGAGCGCAGAGCAAAUAUAUUGCUAAAUAAUGCAUUUGGAGAGGUUAUUGCAUUUCAAAGAGCCUUAAAGGAUUUGGUAGCUUCCAUUGAUGCAACAUAUGCAAAACAGUUUGAAGAGUUCGGCGUUGGAUUUGAAGGCAGUUUUGGAGCAAAGCAUGUGUCCCCCCGUACACUGACAGCAGGUUACUUGGGAAAUCUCAUCUGUGUUGAAGGAAUUGUUACAAAAUGUUCCUUGGUCCGACCUAAGGUCAUGCGAAGUGUCCAUUAUUGUCCAGCAACAAAGAAGACGCUGGAAAGGAAAUAUACUGAUCUCACAACAUUGGAGGCAUUUCCAUCUACUGCCAUUUACCCCACCAAAGAUGAAGAAAACAAUCCACUUGAGACAGAAUAUGGGCUGAGCACGUACAAAGAUCAUCAAACUGUGAGCAUACAAGAAAUGCCGGAGAGAGCUCCUGCCGGACAGCUGCCUCGUUCUGUUGAUAUCAUUGCAGAUGAUGAUUUGGUGGACAAAUGUAAACCGGGAGACAGAGUCCAGAUAGUUGGGAUAUACCGCUGUUUACCAUCCAAGCAGGGAGGAUUUACAUCCGGCACAUUCAGAACAAUAAUGUUGGCUAAUAAUAUCAAAAUGAUGAGCAAAGAAAUUGCCCCAACCUUUUCUGCUGACGAUGUUGCCAAAAUCAAGAAAUUUUGCAAAGUUAAUUCUAGGGAUAUUUUUGACAAGUUAAGCAAGUCAUUGGCACCAAGCAUUCAUGGCCAUGAUUAUAUUAAGAAAGCAAUUUUAUGUAUGCUCCUUGGAGGAAAUGAGAAAGUUCUUGAGAAUGGAACUCGCAUAAGAGGAGAUAUUAAUGUACUCCUUAUAGGAGACCCAUCUGUUGCCAAGUCCCAACUGCUGCGAUAUGUGUUGCACACAGCUCCAAGAGCCAUACCCACCACUGGUAGGGGAUCCUCUGGAGUAGGGUUAACAGCUGCUGUGACAACUGAUCAAGAAACGGGUGAGAGGCGUCUUGAGGCCGGUGCUAUGGUACUGGCAGAUAGAGGUGUUGUCUGUAUUGAUGAGUUUGACAAAAUGUCUGACAUGGACAGAACUGCUAUACAUGAAGUCAUGGAACAAGGUCGCGUGACAAUAGCAAAAGCUGGUAUCCAAGCAAGACUAAAUGCCCGAUGCAGUGUUCUGGCUGCAGCAAAUCCGGUUUACGGAAGGUAUGAUCAGUAUAAGACACCAAUGGAAAACAUUGGCCUACAAGACUCUUUGCUUUCAAGAUUUGAUUUGCUUUUUAUUGUUCUGGAUCAAAUGGAUGCAGACCAUGAUCGUGAGAUAGCAGACCAUGUGUUGAGGAUACACAGAUACAGAACACCUGGGGAGCAGGACGGAUAUGCAUUGCCUCUUGGAUGCAGUGUUGAGAUUUUUGCAACUGAUGAUCCGAAUGCUACAAAUGUGACUGAUCAGGAGUUGCAGAUUUAUGAGAAACAUGAUAAUCUGCUGCACGGACCACGGAAAAACAAAUCUAAAAUUGUAAGCAUGCAGUUCAUACGAAAAUAUAUCCAUGUCGCUAAACUGAUAAAGCCUGUUCUGACUGCUGAGGCGGCUGAUCACAUCUCUCAAGAAUAUGCCAAACUCCGGAGCCAUGAUGAGAUAAACAAUGACCGGGCUAGGACUAUGCCGGUUACUGCUAGAGCCCUCGAAACUAUGAUCCGAUUGUCUACUGCUCAUGCUAAAGUCAGAAUGAGUAAAACCAUUGAUCGCUUGGAUGCAGACAUGGCCCUGGAACUUGUUCAGUUUGCAUAUUUUAAAAAGAUAUUACCAAAGGAGAAAAAAGUGGAAAAAGAUCCAGAGAUGAGUCAAGAGACACCAAGCCAAGAGGGAAUAAGAAAAAGUUCAAGACAUGGUGGUAAAAUGUCUGACACUCAAGAUUCAGAGGAUCCGUAUGCCUUCAGCCAGGAUGGCAGUCAGAAGGAGUCUUAUUCUCAGAGUGAAAGAGCUCCAAGGAAAAUUUCUGAAAGUCAGGGAGGAAUAGAUGCAAAGGGUUCAUUGAGUCAAAAGAGGGGUCCCCCUGCCUCCUGAGACACAUACCAGUCCUGCAGUGACAAGUGGUUGACAAGCCAUGAACACCAUGAGGUCCAGAGCUGCUGUUGCACUCUGCCGUCUGAGUCAGCAGAGUGAGGAAGAGUCAUCAGUGAGGAGAAGAGAGGGAUACGCCUCCUGCAUGGGCAGAAACCUCAUUGAGCAAUGAUGGCAAGUAAAGGUAAUUCUGAGGGAAAUAUAGGUUGGAGAUGCAUAAAACUUAGAUGUACAUGAUCAGGAUGAGGUACUGGGAAGCAAAUUGGCUGCCUAAAAUAUGCAGCAAAGUAUGGAACAUGUGACCCUAGCUUUAAAGGUUCAAGAGGAAUUAUUUUUUUUUCAAAUAAACUGGUGCUAGAAGGUAACAUUUUGAAAUUGCCUUUUUAUUUAAAAGGAAAUUUUAUUCCCCAGAGGAAGCCAUGUAGUUCUUUCCACAUCAAUAGUGUCCCUGAUAACCUCUUAUUUGUGUGGAGAACUUUCCAGAGAAAAUAAUGCAAAAUAUUUUUGGAUAUACUGUUUGUUUGAACCCUAAUAUUGGUAUUGUACACUUUAGAAUUGAUGAUGCAUAAAUCAGCUUAUUCUCUCCAAACAUAGGGGCCAAUUACGAUAGUAGAAUAAAUAAACAAACAUACAUAUCAUAA
Messenger RNA from Hyla sarda, 3376 nucleotides. Its product is annotated as maternal DNA replication licensing factor mcm3. Lineage: Eukaryota; Metazoa; Chordata; Amphibia; Anura; Hylidae. Bases 504 to 2738 code for a protein of 744 amino acids. The transcript has 17 exons. Gene Ontology annotation, cellular component: nucleus; MCM complex. Gene Ontology annotation, molecular function: single-stranded DNA binding; single-stranded DNA helicase activity; ATP hydrolysis activity. Gene Ontology annotation, biological process: DNA strand elongation involved in DNA replication; DNA replication; double-strand break repair via break-induced replication. The record is from RefSeq and is a predicted model, not a curated record.